AUGUCUGACAUUCUUGCAGUGAUUCGGUAUGGCUAUGGAAGGCACUUCACCUCCAUUGAGGGCGACACAGAGAAGAUUGCAACUUUCUUAAAGUUGGACUUUGUCACUGGAGUUUCUUAUCUCGUCUCCUUGACAUCGAUCAAGAUAUCCUUCUGCCUACUAUACCUAAAGGUGUUCAAAACGACUCGUCUACGAUGGCUAUAUUAUUUGGUCAUGGCAUUCGUGGUCUGCGAAUUCAUUGAAGAACUGUUCGUCUUUACAUUCCAAUGUUCUCCUCCCAGCAAGUACUUCUACCCUAACAGGCCGGGCGUCUGUAUGGAUCUUUACGUUUUCUAUCACGUUUCAUUCGCCAUAAAGCUGGUCACCGACAUUGUCUUGUUUCUUUUGCCUAUUCCGCAAUUGUUGAAGCUUCAGACCUCUACCUGGAUCAAGGCAGGUCUGAUUGUGAUGUUUGGGCUGGGAUUAUUGUGA
This is a messenger RNA of Aspergillus terreus NIH2624, 471 nucleotides long. RefSeq names its product putative integral membrane protein. The transcript has 2 exons. Bases 1 to 471 code for a protein of 156 amino acids. NCBI's taxonomy places the organism in Eukaryota, Fungi, Ascomycota, Eurotiomycetes, Eurotiales, Aspergillaceae. The record is from RefSeq and is a predicted model, not a curated record.